AUGCGAAUUUGGUUGAUUGGUUUUGUGAUUGGGGUCACGAAUGGAGCCCCAAUCAUUCAAACAGCAAAUAAUACGAUGAAUGAUCGUCAAUCGUCAACAUUCUUAACAGAAAAAGACGCUCGACCAAUCACUACUCAAGCUUCAACUUCCACCGGGAAUUUCCUUCAAAUGAUGGAGAGUGUUGUAAAUGAUCCAAUCAUGGGAAAAGUUUGGAGUUUUAUCGAGAAUUUCACUGGUAAUGCGAUGCAAAAACAAGGCACGAUUGUGCCUGAGAUUUCGGCGAUGCAAGACGAAAUGCCACAUGUCGUGCAGAAAGCCGAAGGGGUUUCGACGAGUAAAAUCCGCUCACAUACACGAAUACUUCGAGACGAGACACCGAAAGUCUCAUUGAAUCGAGAUUUGGCAAGUCAAGAUGAUUCUUUAGCUAUGUCAUCAGGCAAAAUCACGGAUCAAGCCUGGUCGAAAACCCUGUUUGGAGAAAGGGGCGUUCUGACGGAGAUUUUCCACGUUUUUGAUGAGCAGAGAAGGGCAGCUGAAGCGAAUUCGAAUCAUCCAUCACAAAGCGAUCAAAGUGACAGUGCUGGGAAAAUUGGCUCAAAUGACGUUGAUUUGAAGAAGAUUUUCGACAGUAUUUUCUCGAGUUCACCAAGCGGACAAUUCGGGGAUCCGGGACCCGAGUUGCCGGAGUUUCUCGGCAUUUGCAAUCGUUUAAGCUGCGGUGAUAUUUACAAAGCGAUUGAUCAAUUCAGGAAAUCCGAGUUUUUCUCAAAUUUUCAGACCGCUCUUCAAUUAAUUCAAGAUCCAAAAGGCUGGGAAAUUAUUGGAAAAGCUCUUGAAAAUCCCGAAAUGAUCAGCGAAUUUGCGGGAAACUCCGGUUUAAAGGAAAUGUUUGGAAGUGCACUUGGGGAAAGUGAUAAAGAGAAGACAAAAGCUAAUGAGCGAAAGAAGACCGAAAUUCUGCCAGAAGACGGGGAUUUCGGAACGGAUUUCACCGAGAUCGUUGACGGGUUGAAACCGAAGAAUAAAUUAGGAGAAAAGCCUGAUAUCUCGUUUUCGAUUGAUAAAAACGGUGACGGGGAUUACUAUAGUCAGUUGAGCAAAUCAACUGAUGGAGAUGAGGAUCGUGUAGAUCAUGUGGACGUUGAGAUACAAGUGCCAAAAGGGGCAGUCAUUGAACCAGUCGAGAAACCGAUUCCCCCAUCGAAAAAGAUCGAGAAAUCCGGUGCUGAUUCUCUGCCGGAGCUCUCAUUUUCCGAAGAUGGUGAGGAAGAAAUGGUGAAUGUGGAUGGAGGCGAAGAAAUGGUUGUCGUUGAGAAGUCGAUUGAUAUUAUGCCCCCGAAAAAGUUGAUCGAUGUCCGAGUCUCUCCACCAUCAACUACACCAUCAACUACAGCUAAACCCCAGCAACAGCGAGUGAUUCGUUUAUCGAAUACCACGCAGUCAAUAUUUUCGUCAACAACAAGAACGGCAAGAAGAAUCACGAUAAAAUCAUCUCCUCGAUCGACAACAAUACCGACAACAACGCGAAGAAAUUAUCGAAAAGACGAUGAUUAUUAUGCAAUGUAUUAUGAUCAU
Messenger RNA from Mesorhabditis belari, 1575 nucleotides. NCBI's taxonomy places the organism in Eukaryota, Metazoa, Nematoda, Chromadorea, Rhabditida, Rhabditidae. The record is from the annotation of a GenBank genome assembly.